AGAGGGGGGUCUUCCAUCACUGGAGGAAAUACCCUCACACACACGCCCACCACUCUCACCCUCUCACUGGCACACACACUCACACACACUCACACACACACACACAUGCACAUUGAAGGUAAAACAUCGACGUGGGCGUUUUCCCUUUUGUGCUGACAUAAUCCCCUCCAUAGACGCAAGCCCAGCGGGGAAGGGAAACGACCGGGAUAUUAACGGGAUCAGCCGGCGGCUCUUUUUCAUGGCACGGGUUCGGGAAUCGUCACCAGCACCCGGGGAAACGCCAGCAGACCAGUGGCGCUGGAAUGCCGCCUCGCUGAUCGUUGAGUGCUAACUGAUGAGCUGAUCCACGGAUCUAGGAGAAGGAGGCAAAGAGAGAGGCAGACAGAAAGGGAGAGGGAAAUAGAAGAGGAGAGUCACGACAAGCCCUGUUCUCGUCUUUAGAAUCGAAGAUCAGAAGCCAUGCCUGUCCUUUCCCCAACCACAGGGCUCCACGAGCUGUUGGCUCUGCUCACCUCCCAUCUCCAUCCAGAUGCCAACCAGAAAGAGGACCUGGGCUUCCUCAAGGAGGUCUUCAGCGAGAGGAGUCUGGGGUACCUGAUGAAGAUCCAUGAGAGAAUGAGGUUGUAUCAGCGUCAGAGCCCAACCCCUGUGCUCCACAGCGCCUCCUAUCUGGCUGAAGAUGUGGUGGAGGAGCUGCAGAAUGGAUCGUUAGAUGGAGACGAGAGGGAGUUGUUUCUCCUGCUAACUGCUCCUCACAUCAAGGCGGUCUUGUCCGUGCAUGACACGGUGGCCCAGAAGGACUUCGACCCGGUUCUGCCCCCCGUGCCCGAGGAUCUGGACGACGAGCUGGAGGAGGAGUCUGUGAAGAUCGUGCGACUGGUGAAGAACAAGGAGCCCCUGGGUGCAACCAUUCGUAGGGAUGAUAUAACUGGUGCUGUGGUGGUGGCCAGGAUCAUGAGGGGAGGGGCAGCUGACCGUAGCGGUCUAGUUCACGUGGGCGAUGAGCUUAGAGAGGUAAAUGGAAACCUCAUCAUUCACAAACGACCUGAUGAGAUCAGCCAGCUAUUGUCCCAGUCCCAGGGCUCCAUAACACUGAAGAUCAUCCCAGCCAUUAAGGAGGAAGACAAGCUUAGUGAAAGCAAGGUCUACCUAAGGGCCCUGUUUGACUACACACCUUUCGAUGACAAGGCCACACCCUGCCAGGAGGCGGGACUUCCUUUCCAGCGCGGGGACAUCCUGCAGGUGGUGAGCCUGGACGAUGCCACCUGGUGGCAGGCCAAGCGCGUGGGCGACAGCAACCUGCGCGCCGGACUCAUCCCCUCCAGACAGUUCCAGGAGAAGCGCCUGAGGCACAGAAUAAAAAUGGGCACCUACCAGGGCCCCAAAUCUCCCAGUGCCCCGCCAUAUGACCAGAAUAGUGAGAGAGAGGACUGCGACAGUGAUGCGAGCAGCAGUGGCCAACACAUAGCUGUAGUUUCUCCCAAGUGGAAGGCGGUGGCGCCCUCCUGUGGCCAGGCCUUUUCCUGGGAGUUUUACUCAGCUGGACUCCGUAGAAGUUUCCGGCUCAGCCGAAAAGAUCGCCAGGGCUCGGGAGAGACUCGGACUCCGGACUCCAACGAUCCCGAGUUCUUCAUCUACGAGGAGGUGACCCUGUACCAGCAGAGGCCCACGGAGCGACCCAGACUAGUGGUGCUGAUUGGCUCUCUGGGGGCUCGGAUCAAUGAGCUCAAGCAGAGGGUGAUUGCUGAGAACCCCCACCGCUAUGGAGUAGCAGUGCCGCACACCACUCGAGCCCGUAAGAGCCAUGAGAAGGAGGGAGUGGAGUACCACUUCAUCUCCAAGCAGGCCUUCGAGGCCGACGUCCAGAAUAACAAGUUUAUUGAAUACGGGGAGUACAAGGACAACCAGUAUGGUACAAGUCUGGAGUCCAUUCGUAGUGUGUUGGCCAGGAACAAGCUGUGUCUGGUGGACGUUCAGCCCGAGGCUCUGAAGAUCUUGCGCACGGCGGAGUUCAAGCCCUACGUGAUCUUUGUGAGGCCUCGUAUCUCGGACACACUCAUGAGACGCAGUGCCUCCACCUCACCGGGCAGGAGCGACAAUGGACACAUCACAGAGGAAGACCUGCAGGAGAUGAGGCACUCGGCUGAACAGAUGGACCAGCAGUACGGCCACCUGGUUGACCGGGUCCUCGUGAAGGAGGACUCAGCCAGUGCCUGCCUGGAACUGCGGAACAUUCUGGAUCGCCUGGACAGAGAACCUCACUGGGUGCCAGUCCACUGGGUCCGGAGUUAGCCCACCCCGCCUCAAAACAAACCUAGAACGACCCUCCCCAUCUCCACUUUUCCGAAAAAUGAAUGUGUAAUGUUUUAAAGUAUCCUAUCAGAGGGGUGGCAGUCUGCCAAGGCAAGGUUGGCCCCCUGUAGCUGUGGUCCUCUACCUCUCUGUAUUCUAUUCCGUUACUGUAGUGUUCUACUCUGCCAAUGGAGGGCAUCUGUGGGGUGUCCUGGGAUUCUGGCUCUCAGUUCUCUGUGUGAAUGUUCCGCAAAACACAGAGGGGAGGAGCCAAGCUGUUCAGUGUAUACGUGUUCAGUAUACCUGUAAAUAUGAAAUACAAAAGGCUGUGUCAUAAGAAUGAUGUGGGGUUUUUGUGUAUUUGAGUGUGUGUGUGUGUGUGUGUGUGUGUGUGUGUGUGUGUGUUCGUGCGUGCGCACGAGAGAGUGUGUGAGAGAGAGUGAAAGAGACCAUGUGUGUGCAUAUUUGUAUGUAUAUGUGUACGUAUAAAAAUAUAUGUGUGUGUGUGUGUGUUGUUCUACAGUAUCAUGAGAAGCCGUUGGCAAAACCACAAAUUGUCUCCAAGUAUACCUGCUGUGCCCUCUACAAAAACAGAAGCAUUCCAUUUUGUGUGUGACUCUUUUACCUUCUGGCACAUUCUGAAACAUUAUGCAAACUACGUUUGACUCUAAGGGCUCUCAUUUGAAUGUUGGGCAAAGUACAAUGACUUAGUUAAAUUACAAAAUAAUUUUCCUAAUUUGACACCAUGGCCAAGACUGCAAAUACUGAUGAGUCAGCUCAAUGUGCCCACCUGCCACACGAUAGCUACAGUUAAUGCACGAAAACGCUGUUUGUUGAUGAACGUUGCACUUUGGCCACCAUCUAAAUUUGGGCCCCUAAAUGUCCUGUUUACGACUUAUGUCAAAAUUAAUAUACAAUUGAGUGCACCAAGAAGAUUGAAUGUAUGAAGAAUGUCAACAUAUAUGCUGUGCCAGAAAUAUUAUAAACUAAAUGCUUUGUGUCUACAAGAAAAAAAUAUAUAUUGCUGGAAUGAGGUUGAACAUACAGAAUAUGCAUUUACGCACGGAUUGUUAGGUUAUACUGUACUUUAAUCAUAUGCUGUGGUGUCUGUUCUAACCCUAUGAAAGUACAAGCAUAGCUAAUGUAUUACACUUGUCUGGAUACACUGGAGGUGGCUGGUGAGAGUGCUCUGUUUUAUGACUUGGAUCCUCUUAUUUUUGUAUUAGACUGUAAAGUGGGUAGACACUUAAUGGAAUAGUAAUGAAAUGAAUAAAAUAGGAAUGAAAACGA
Messenger RNA from Sardina pilchardus (European sardine), 3582 nucleotides. Its product is annotated as MAGUK p55 subfamily member 3-like. The coding region runs from base 460 to 2292 and encodes 610 amino acids. Gene Ontology annotation, molecular function: protein binding. NCBI's taxonomy places the organism in Eukaryota, Metazoa, Chordata, Actinopteri, Clupeiformes, Clupeidae. The transcript is spliced from 20 exons. Gene Ontology annotation, cellular component: cell-cell junction; plasma membrane. The record is from RefSeq and is a predicted model, not a curated record.